GCAAAAACCCACUAGGCACACGCUGGUUGAAUCAGUUGUUUCCAUGUCAUUUCAAUGAAAUUGCCAACGAAGGACCAACGUGGUAUAGAUGUUUAUUUGAAGUAUGUGCCCAGUGGGAAGUCAUUGUAUGCUUCUGUCUUUACAACAAAUAAUGUGUAAAAAUAAGAGUGGGGAGGGCUAGAACAAAAAGAGAACUGACACAGGAAGUGGCUGAGGUCUUGGUUAGCUGUGAGAAACUGACUGUGUUGCUGCUUACCCCAUUCUAUAUAACGUUUCCACUCUGCAUCCAGCUGCUGCAAGGAGACAUUUAGUGAUCUGUAAAGAAUUGAAUAGAUUGCUGUAUGUUGGUUAUAUGUCAGAAGAAGGCCUUUCGGUUAAGGAGAACCUGUUGAAAAGAAUAGUUUCGAGGAACCUUUCACAGAGGUGCAACAGGAAAUCCAGCGACACACCAACUGAUAUGGGGGGCAGAGGUGAGGAGAAGGAGAGUGGGCCGGGAAGGCUUCACAGGAGACUGUCUCGUCUGGGGAGCAGAGGCUCUCUUAGAGAGCCACCCAGACUUCCACCCCAACCUGUCCAACCCCCAGCACCAUCUCCUGCCUCAGCUCCGGCCCCAGCUCCGGCCCCAGUUGACAGACCCACUCCCCCAACACCAAACCCUCCAACCCCUCCAGACCCAGCACCUAAACCAUUGGAGCUUCCCCCGAAACCCCCUGAUAUCAACCUGAAACCAAGCCUCCCUCCAAGGCCUCUAACCAGGAUGUUCAGCAGCAAUGAGCAUGGCACCGCAGUCCUACAGGGGUUUCAGUUGUUCAGAGGUGAUGAGACUCUGUGUGAUGUCAUCCUAGUGCCUGGGGACAGCAGUGACACCUUCCCAGUACACAGAGUCCUUAUGGCCUCCGCCUGCGACUACUUCAAAGCCAUGUUCACAGGGGGUAUGAGAGAGCAGGAGAUGAGGGAGAUUAAGCUACAUGGUGUGAGCAAGACGGGUCUGAAGAACAUCAUAGAGUUCAUCUACACAUCCCGGCUGAGUCUGAGUAUGGCCAACCUGCAGGACACUCUGGAGGCUGCCAACUUUUUACAAGUCCUCCCCGUCCUCAGCUUCUGCAACGAGCUGCUCAGCACUGAGAUCACUAUUGAUAACUGUGUGGAGGUGGAGCGCAUUGCUGGGGACUUGCUCCUGGAGGACGUGCAGGCCCACAUUGGGAAGUUUGUCUGUCAGAACCUGUCAGUGUUGCUGCAGUCUGGCCGCUACCUGCUGCUCUCCGAGCACAGCCUAGCCAACGCCCUGGCCAGCGAUAGCCUCAAGGGCUUCUCUGAGAUGGAGCUGUACCGCAUCGCCCGCUCCUGGCUGGACCACGACCCUCCCACCCGCCGCACCGCCGCCUACUCCCUGAUGCGCCACAUCCGCUUCCCCCUCAUGACCCCCACGGAGCUGCUCGAGAUCUCCCAGGAGGACGAGGGGCACGACGACGGCAGGGCAGCCAUGAUGCGCUCGGACACGGCCUGCGUAAACCUCCUGCUAGAGGCCAGCAACUACCAGAUGAUGCCCUUCCUCCAACCUUCCUUACAGACAGAGCGCACGCGCAUCCGGUCCGACGCCACACACCUGCUGGCGCUGGGUGGGGUGAUGCGGCAACAGCUGGUGGUGAGCAGGGAGCUGAGGUUGUACGAUGAGGAGAGCGGCCACUGGAGGGCGCUGAGGCCCAUGGAGGUUCCAUGCUACCAGCAUGGCGUGGCUCUGCUCGGGGGCUUCCUCUACAUCGUGGGUGGCCAGAGCACCUACGACACCAAGGGCAAGACGGCGGUGGACAGUGUCUACCGCUAUGACCCGCGCUUCGACUGUUGGCUGCAGGUAGCCUCGCUCAAUGAGAAGAGAACCUUCUUCCACCUGAGCGCCCUGAAGGGGAAGCUGUAUGCUGUUGGGGGCAGGAAUGCCUCAGGAGAGAUCGACACAGUGGAGUGCUACAACCUCAGAAAGAACGAGUGGAUGUUCGUGUCACCCAUGAUCGACCCCCACUACGGGCAUGCUGGGACAGUCCAUGGUGACCUGAUGUAUGUCUCAGGUGGCAUCACACAGGACACAUUCCAGAAGGAGCUGUCAUGUUAUGACCCUGAGACUGACACAUGGAGUCACCGUGCCGACAUGAUGGAACUGCGUGGCCUCCACUGCAUGUGCACGGUGGGCGACCGGCUCUACGUGAUGGGAGGGAACCACUUCCGGGGCAGCAGCGACUACGAUGACGUACUGGACUGUGAGUUCUACAGCCCUGAGGUGGACCAGUGGACGGUGGUGGCAGCCAUGCCAUGGGGCCAGAGUGAUGUGGGGGUGGCCGUGUUCCAGGGCCAGAUCUAUGUAGUGGGGGGCUAUUCCUGGAACAGCCGCUGCAUGGUGGACAUUGUGCAGCGCUAUGACCCAGAGAAGGAUGAGUGGGACCGGGUGUUCAAUGUACUAGAACCACUGGGAGGGAUCCGGGCCUGCACCAUGACUGUGCACCUACCCGAGGGUGCCGUGGACAACGGACAGAUGCAUGAGUGCCCGCUGGACACUGCCAAGAACUGAGAGCUGAGAGCAAGGACAUAUGGCUUUAGCCUCUGUGUUUGUGAUGCUGAAAAAUUUGACCUUUUUGCAAGUUUGGACUGUGGGAGAAGUGGAACGAACGUCUGCAGUAGAAUUUCUCUAAUAUAUCCGUACAUUUGGUUGACUGACUGUUCUUUUGUAAUCUUUGUGUCUUUUGCGUUGGAAUUAUUUUCGUAUCUGAAUGACUUCUGCUUUGCUCUUUAAUGUGAAACACCUCUCAAAAAGCUCCUUUUCAUGGAUAAUGUGUUUUUUACUUUGACAAUGUAUUUUCAAACUAUAAGUUAUGGAGUAUUUUGUAUUGUAUAUGAAUGACUAAUGAAAAUAAAAUGCAUACUAUUAA
Oncorhynchus tshawytscha (Chinook salmon) is the source of this 2918-nucleotide messenger RNA. RefSeq names its product kelch-like protein 9. Gene Ontology annotation, biological process: protein ubiquitination; regulation of cytokinesis. The transcript has 9 exons. The coding region runs from base 353 to 2560 and encodes 735 amino acids. The record is from RefSeq and is a predicted model, not a curated record. Gene Ontology annotation, molecular function: ubiquitin-protein transferase activity; cullin family protein binding. Lineage: Eukaryota; Metazoa; Chordata; Actinopteri; Salmoniformes; Salmonidae. Gene Ontology annotation, cellular component: Cul3-RING ubiquitin ligase complex.